This is a messenger RNA of Haliotis rubra (blacklip abalone), 3712 nucleotides long. RefSeq lists its product as uncharacterized. Gene Ontology annotation, molecular function: calcium ion binding. The transcript is spliced from 9 exons. The coding region runs from base 91 to 2085 and encodes 664 amino acids. Lineage: Eukaryota; Metazoa; Mollusca; Gastropoda; Lepetellida; Haliotidae. The record is from RefSeq and is a predicted model, not a curated record.
UACUGCUGCAUCGACUUGUACUUUCAGAGAGGUCUGAACUGCAGUCAAGGCAUAACCCGCUCAGCUACUCGUCACUUGGAUUCAGUCAAGAUGCAGUCACUUUUGUUGGUACUCCUGCUAUGUGCAGAUGCUUCAGCCAUGCCAAAGGGUCGACAGUUCGUUGCGGCAUUCUUUGAACAACUUUACCAAAGUGCAAGCAUUCCAAACAUGUUCUUUGUGAUUCUGUCUGAGGUGAAUGCCACUGUUCACGUUGAGAGUGGAUUCGGUAUUUCGAAAGAUUUACACAUCCAAGCCAUGGAAGAAUACAAGUACAAAGUUGAUGAAAGUUUUUAUUACCAAGCCAACCUUCAGGUGACUGACAUGUCAUUCUACUUUUCAUCCACUGAGGAUAUGACCCUGUUCUGUUACCACACACUUGCUCGUAGAGGAGAUGGAUACCUUGCCUUACCGACCGAGACAUUAUCGACGGAAUAUAUCGUAAUAACACACAUUGAUGAUAACACUGGAGAUCAGCCAGAGCUUGUUUACACAUCAACAACACAAACUGUUUUCCUCAUCGUCGCUACGGAGGAUAAUACCCAGGUGAACGUCAGUCUUAAAAUACAAGGACCCCUCAUGGCAGGUGGGUGUGGCAAUGGAACAUUCUUCAAUGGGGAGAGCAGAACGUUUACACUCAACAAGUAUCAGACUGUUGGUGCCUACUGUGCCGAGGACAUUACUGGAACACUGAUCACCAGUGAUAAACCUGUGGCAGUGAUUAGUGGACAUAAUAUGAAGUACAUGGCUGGCAUUAAAGAUGGCAUGCAAGAAAUGUUGUUGCCCGUAAAGUCAUUUGGAAGAAGCUAUUACUUGCCAGUACCACCAUCUAUCACUGGUGGGGCCAUAUACAGAGUUGUUGGAUCAGUAGCGUCAACCUCCGUCCGCUCCCCGUACGUCAGUGGUAUAUCCUUCAGCGUGGGUCAACGGGAGUUUCAUGACAUAACUGUUGACUCCUCCACAGGUCCAGUGUACAUUGAAGCGGACAAGCCCGUCAUGGUUGUUCAGAUAGCCAUAAAAACACCAUCACUGGCACUCGUUCCACCGACCAGUUUAUACUCCAGCUCUUAUGCCAUCGGAAAACCUGUUAUUCAUGCUACAUAUGACCUGAAGAAGGUGUAUAUAACAGUCAUUGUUCCAACUGACAAGGUUCUCGGAAUACGUCCACAGAUAUUUCCCCAAUUUAAGGUAAUUAAAGGAAGCUGUUUCUCUGAGGCAUCAGUGGAGUUGACAACCCCAGGAUUUUACCGCCUGACCCACGUUGAUGAUGUUCCAUUUGGAGCUAUGAUGUACAUGUUUCCGUUUGCUGACACUCAGUGUGUGUUUACCCACCCGGCUGGAUUAAAUCUGACAGAUGAUGCAGAUAAAUCCACGUGUCCCUCAUCGACUGUGUGUUCGGAUGGGACUCCGUAUCCUUGCUCGUGUACGUCAGGAUAUUUUGAAUACAUAUGCAAUGACACUUCAGACGGCUGCACGAUGGAUCCCUGCCAGUACUCCAGUAACUGUACUGACCUGACGAACCUGUACCAGUGUGACUGUGUCAAUGGAACGGGAGGUGCACACUGCGAGAAUGAUAUCGACGACUGUCCCGGGAAUUCCUGUCAGAAUAACGGCACGUGUGUUGACGCUGUCAACGCCUAUUCCUGCACGUGCGUUUCUGGUUAUACUGGAGAAGAAUGUCAGACAAACAUGGACGAGUGUGCCAGCAACCCGUGUGUGAAUAGCGGCACAUGUGUAGAUGGAAUAGAUGGGUUCACCUGCAGCUGUCCUGUGGGCUUCAAUGGCACAGUCUGUCAAAUAGACACCAACAUCCAAGCCACAACUCUCGACACUACCCUUCCCGCGAUCACCGAAACAUUCUAUAAGAAGGCAGCGGAAGGAGCUCAUGGACAGACGCUGUUUUCACAAGAGUCAGUUUCGGCUACCCCGUACGUGACUGAGGAACUCGAGUACCUGGAAGACUGCCUUGUCCUGUGCAAACAGGAAGUUCAAUGUGUGGCAGUGUUGUACACAGUGUCCGCCUCAAGACAGUGUACCCGUCUUAUGUGACUUGAUUUGUUAUAAUGUAGUACAAUGGAAAUCCACUUUGAAAAGUCAUUUCAAACAACAGGCUAAUAUUUAUUACAUAAUCAUGUUUUAUUAAAAGAUUUUUGUUGGACAAGAACGUAUCGUGACAACAUAGACAAUAGAUACCUACACUUAUUGCAAUAGGUAACAGCAAAUGAUUUGGACGAUGCUUUGUAUAAUAUCAUUUCGAAUUCUGCUAUUUAUGAAGCCCCAAAAUAUAAGUGGAAAAUAGAAUACAAACAGGUACAAUUUGUGUAGCUUGAUGUCUGAAACUGAACAUGGACCCACUAUGAUUCCUGGAGUCUUUGAUAAUAUGCAAUUCAUCACUCUGCAUUGUCCAGAGCAAUGUAAGCCACAGAACCCUUUCACAUAUGAAUAUAACCUCACACAAAAGCCGAGUCGAGUGUACUUAAUCAUGAGCAUGACUUCAUGAAAUCACGAUCACAUAGUGAUGUACUACGUGUCUCCAUAAAGAUGACCGUAUCCUGUCCCACAAAUGCAAAAGAACAUGGAAUACAUUCAUCGGAACUGGUCCAACCAGAGAAUCUUCUCGGAUACCGUUGUUGUCACUGUUAUGUCAAAUGUGGAAAUGCCCUGCGCAUGUCAACCAUGAAACGUUCCGGAAGUUUUACUGAGUUCAUAAAAACAGUAACUUUCUUGGCAAGGGUUUAAUGGCGCUCUAUGAAAUCUUGUAAAAAGAACAUGAUCGAUUGUACAUGCACGUCUAAAGUUGUAAAAUGCUGAAAAUGUUAUUUCUAUACACAAUUCAACUAGUUCCGACGUUUACAAACAGACAGCGCUAAAUAGAGAUGUCUCAUAAAUGUUGGGCAUACAUAAUACCUGAAUGUAUAUUGGAUCUCUUUCCUUUUAAUCUUUCUUCAAACUAAACUAUUGUUUGAGUUAACUCUUCUAAACAAAUCAAAGUUAUGCCUGUAUUUGUUUUUAGUUCAUUGGAUAACAGAUACACCGUUUUAUAAAAGAAACUGUUGCUAGACUGGCUGAUACACUGAGGAAGGUAGGGAUGAUUAAAAGAUUUCACAUAUAUGAUAUGUUUCACCCGGAGACACCAAUACCUGCCACCAACACCAGGCUGAUGAUGUUGGGUUCCUGAUUUGGGGUAUGAAAUGAGAAGUGCCGUAAAAUACUCUUUGGUAUGCAUUUAAUGUCUAAGCAAGAAGACAAGAAAUGACAUUUGAAGCGGUGUAAAUGUUAUAAAUGUUGAAAGUGAUGUCUCAUUGAAUGUUUCUAAACUUGCAUGAUUUAUUUUCAGAAUACGUAUGUUUUGUUUUUACUUUUGUAUUCGGCCCAGGUAGUUUUGUAUAUAUGCAAGUGAAUGCAAUAUAUAUUCACCUAUUUGAUGACAUUAAUAUUAAUAAUUGUGUUGUAUAUCCGUUCAGUAUUUAGUACUGUACAUAGUUGUAUUGUUCACAUGACAAACAUCCUCUUCGUAACUGGAAAAUGAGUCAGUACAGAUUUGAUACACGUGAAGCUGUUUCUAUUGGUACAAUUGGUUACAAAUGAGAUCAGGAAGUCGGAUUCGCUGACUUGGUUAACGCAUGUCAAUUGCGUAAAUCGAUUCUCAUGAUAUCAAUCACUGGAUUGUUUGGUC